Molecule: messenger RNA, 231 nt
Organism: Chondrus crispus (carragheen)
Lineage: Eukaryota; Rhodophyta; Florideophyceae; Gigartinales; Gigartinaceae
Exons: 1
Coding region: 1-231 (76 amino acids)
Source: RefSeq, a predicted model, not a curated record
AUGAAGAGCUUCCUGACGACGUUUGCCGGCGGAGCACAAGCCGCUGUAGGUGGCGAUGCCGACUUUGAAACGUUUCUGGGGAUGGAACGCGAGCUCCUUCAGGGGGGCGUGGAAGAACUCGCGGUGCAUGGUGGUGUUUUCGGGGGCAGAAAUGACGUUGAAGUCGAUGGUCUCGCUGCCGACAAAGAAUAUGCCGAGGUUAUCCUAUGCGGGGUUGUUGAGGCCCUGUGA